This is a messenger RNA of Pollicipes pollicipes, 1742 nucleotides long. RefSeq names its product zinc finger and BTB domain-containing protein 24-like. The transcript is spliced from 5 exons. Lineage: Eukaryota; Metazoa; Arthropoda; Thecostraca; Pollicipedomorpha; Pollicipedidae. The coding region runs from base 93 to 1742 and encodes 549 amino acids. The record is from RefSeq and is a predicted model, not a curated record.
AGGAGCCGACGCCGGGCGGUGCCGGCGGCGCCAGCGCCAAGAAGCGGGUGCAGUUCUCCGAGAGUCCGCAGCUGACCCUGACCGUGCAGGACAUGGGCGACACGUCCGAGCUGGUCAGCCAGCUGCUGAAACAGCACCCAGAAGUGCUGCGCGGCGGACAGAACAUCAAGGUGCGUCUGGUGACCCAGGUGGGUUCGGGCUCGCCCGGCCGCAGCGAGUACGUGAUGGUGAAGCAGCAGCCGUCGCCGGCCGACACGCUGGAGUCGCCGCUCACCUGCUCGCUCUGCGCGCGCGCCGGCAAGCAGGUGGACUUCUGGUGGGCGGACCAGAUGGCCAAGCACUUCCAGGACGAGCACAGAGACGCGGCCGCCAUCGACCUCAACACGCUGUCGUGCACGGCGUGCGUGCAGGCUGGCGACCCGAUCGAGUUCGCCGCCGUCGACGACUACUUCACGCACCUGCGCGACGUGCACGACACGCGCGGCGUGAGCGGGCUCGGCGCGUGCCAGCUGUGCGGCUUCUCGGCGCCCAAGAAGCUGCAGCUGAUGUACCACCAGUACAUCAAGCACGGCAUUCAGCCGCCGCGCUUCAUCACCUUCCCCAAGUGCGACCGGUGCGACUUCGAGGCCAUCAGCGACUCGGAGCUGGCGCAGCACCGGCAGCGGCGUCACAAGGUCACCAAGGAGUACAAGUGCAAGGACUGCGGUGUGCUCUUCAACAACCUCAGCCUGCUGGAGGGCCACAUGCGCGGCAAUGCGUGCCGUCAAGCGCCCGACCCCAAGCGCAAGCUCGAGUGGAAGUGCGAGUUCUGCGGCAUGUCGUUCUCGCGCAGCUAUAACCUCAAGGGCCACAUGCGCUCCGUCCACAAGCUGUCGUCGGAGUUGCGGCGCGCCACACCGGCGCCGCCGCCGCCGCCGUCGCCGGCGUCCGUGAAGCAGGAGGCGGCGGCCGCCAGCGACCCGCCGCCGGGCGCCGCCGCGCCGCUCGACCCCAGCUCCGAAGCCGAGUCCAUGUCGGCCGUGGCCAACAGCGUAGCCGCCUCGCUCAGCCUGACGGUGGACGGCGAGUACAUGCAGCUGCCGGACGGCAUUGUGCCCGUCGAGGACGAGAACGGCAUGAUCUCGUACAUCGCGCUGCGGCCGGCGGCCGACGGCGGCCCGGCCGUCUCCGGCGGCGCCGUGGUGGAGGUGACGCAGUACACGGUGCCGGUGGUGGUGAGCAGCGGCGGCGGGCCGCACGGCCAGGACACGGUCACCAUCCAGUACGGCCAGCGGGUGAGCGUGGCCGACCUGCAGCACGGCCAGAUCACCAUAUCGGACAUGGCGCACGGUCACGUGAUCGUGUCGGGCAUGCACGACGGCCGCCAGGUGAGCAUGGCGGGCCUGCAGCCCGGCCAGGAGGUGAUCGUCACCGAGAUGCCGCAGGACCAGGUCACCAUGUACGAGGUGCACCAAGGCCAGGAGGUCAUCGUGUCGGACAUGCCGCAUGGCCAGGAAGUGCGGCUGGCGGGCGUGGACGUCAGCGAGCACGGCAUGCAGCAGUGUCAGGAGGUCGAUGCGCCUGAGAUGCAGCACAGCGAGGAGGUGAUCACGUCCGACCUGCAGCAGGCCAGCGAGGCGGACAUGCAGCACGACCAGGAGGUCGGCUCGUCGUCGGCGCACUACGGCCAAGAGGUGAGCGUGGCGACGCACGAGGCGGCCUCGUCCGGAGUGGAGCUGGACGCAGACGCGAUGGACGCCUAG